AUGGCACAGCCUAACACCCAGGCUCCAAGGCUCCACACCCAACCACCAACCGUUGAUUUCAUCGACACCCGUCUUUCCAAGUAUCAUCCAGCGUUUAACGACCCUACUCUGCGAUACGAUCCUUCAUCCGCGCAAUACGUUCCAGCCCUGCAGCACAACAAGAUAGAAGGAGUGAAGCCAGCAGGGCCACCUGCGGAAGUCGUAAUGAAGUUUUGGGAUCACAUUUUCCCCAAGGCCAUGGAUAAGCUCAAGUUUUCCAUGGCCACCAAGGAGGCCAAGGGUCGCCUAGAAGAGUAUAGUAUUCGAAACAAGGCGAGCUGGGACGCUGUCUAUGGCACGCUCGAGGUUGCUCGAAUGCAAUACACCUCGAAAACCGGAAUUGGCGGUGCUUUGAGAAAGGUCUGGCGCAAGGCUGCUGACCACAUCCAGCCGGCGAUUGAGACAACCAAGUUGGCAAAUGAGGUAGUCAAAUAUAUCCCACAAGCAAACGCGGUCACGCCCGUUUUUGGAAUCGUGGAGGUUCUUCUGGAUGCCGUCAAGACCGCUGCCGCAGUCCGAAAACAAAUCCUCGCCGGAUUCGAAGACCUCGAUCCUAUCUUCUCAGACGUUGAGUUAUUCCUCAGUACCUUCCCGAAUGCCUCCAACAUAACAAGCAGCUCCAUCGACCUGAUCGCCACGGUCUUCCUGGCGGUGGAGUGUGGGAUUGGAUUUUUCAUCGGAUCUACUUUCAUCCGAGGGCUUUCUGCAACCUUCAAUAAGGCGGAAUACGAAAAGCCUCUGCUAGAUAGCCUUCAGAUGAUCACCGACAAGAGCAAACAGGUCGAAGCUCAUUAUUCCCAAAACAACAAUACUCAAGUGGCAAUGAACUCUGUCCUAGCUGUACUGACUGAUCAAUAUGUCCGUGAACGGCAAGCAAACUUGCUCAUAACGCAAGAAAACUCCUCUCUCAAGGUUGAAGUGGAGAUUUUGCGUGCCGCUUCACCCCAACCAGCAUCGCAAACCUCAGCUGUCAACGAGGAUGGACUCCUCAGUCUACUUGACAUUCCCAACAUCGACUUAGCCGAUCUCGAACGCAUUGAAAAACGAGGACAGCUACUCUCUAUGCAGGAGCGCGGACGCGCCGAGCAGAUCGUACACAACCAGAAAUUCCAGACCUGGCUCGUUUCGCCGACCUCGACGAUGCUCCUGACCCACGGAAACUUCCACGGUCUGCAGGACACUUCUGCAUUAUCGCUAUUUUGCGUAACGCUCAUUCGUGCUUUCCGGGCCAGGCCGCGCUUCGUGACGCUCGUGUGGUUUUGCGGUCUCCACCUGAGCGUGAAUGACUCUGACGCUGACUCAGAAGAUUAUAGCGACGAAGAGUGCGGACUAAGUAUGAUGGAGCAGAUGCUAAAGAGCUUAGUUGUACAGCUACUCUGCCAAUAUUCCUUUAACACACAGUACUUGCCUUCCGAGAUUGAGCUUGCGGGCGUCCAGGACGGUGACCUCGAACAACUGUUCCCGCUAUUUGAAUGGCUAGUGCACCAGCUCCCUGAAAACAUUACACUUUUCUGCCUUAUUGACGGCAUCGCCUAUUACGAGCGCGAGGAAUUCGAAGAUCCCAUGUUGGAAGUGCUGGCAGGCAUCCUCAGACUCACGGUUGCCAGCAGUAUUCGGGCGGUCGUAAAAGUUCUCGUCACCAGUCCCUGGGGUACUGACACUGUACGAGCGGCGUUUGAGGCUGAGGAUAAGGAAGACGAGGAAGAUCUAAUUCUUUCCAUGGCUGGACAGUCUCGGCUGGGAUGGAUACCGAGUAAGGCUCGUCUUGAGAGGGAGUUGGGAAGUGGGUUUGAGGAGGUUUCUCAUAAAGCAACGGAGGACUAA
Venustampulla echinocandica is the source of this 1863-nucleotide messenger RNA. RefSeq lists its product as uncharacterized. The transcript is spliced from 5 exons. The coding region runs from base 1 to 1863 and encodes 620 amino acids. NCBI's taxonomy places the organism in Eukaryota, Fungi, Ascomycota, Leotiomycetes, Helotiales, Pleuroascaceae. The record is from RefSeq and is a predicted model, not a curated record.